This is a messenger RNA of Prorocentrum cordatum, 1308 nucleotides long. Lineage: Eukaryota; Dinophyceae; Prorocentrales; Prorocentraceae. The record is from the annotation of a GenBank genome assembly.
AUGGCCGAUGCCACAGUCAAGGACAAGUUUUGGGGAUACCUCGACGAGAUGGCAGGUGAGGGGAAGGAGAGAAGCGAUGUGACCACCGUUGCAGAGAUACUCGACCGUGGCGCUGGUGUGCAGAUUGAGGACUGUGGCGGUAAGAGUGACUUGAUGUCUACCACUCGCGCGGAGUUCGACCGGGCCCACCUCCAGGUGCGCGCCUACGGGGACCUCUCGAGCAACGUGUCAGGGGGGACCCUCCACGUCAAGCUGUACAAGGGCUCGGCUGCCGAAGGCUCGUCGACAGGAGACUGGGUGAAGCGUGAACUCGCAUGGCACAGCGUCCCUCACGCGUACGAGGAGGACCUGUGCAGGCACCUCGGCAGAAGCCACAGCCGGCGCGGGUGCCCCCUGCCGCCCGGGCGCACGGAGCUGCGCCUCGCCCUCGACACGCUCCCCCCCAUGGUGGUGGCCGGCGGCUACCGGCUGAAGAUCAGGGCCGUCGAUUCCGCGGGCAGGGCCAUGACGUGCUUGCGGGUGCACGUGGAUGUCCCCCGAGGCAAGAGUGGCGAGUUGUUCCGCAGGGUCCAAGCGCUGCCUGUGGCACAUGCAGGACGGGUUCUGAUGUCUGGAGCCGAAAGUUGCAACUGUCCCUACUCAGACCCCGUAUGUGGUGAAGACGGCCAGACGUAUGACAGCACCUGUCAAGCCAGCUGUGCGAAUAUUGAACCAGCUUACUUGGGCGAGUGUGACUACCAGGUAGUUCGUGAUGAGCGAGCCCUCAGUUCGUGGUGGACAAAGACCGAACAGGAGCGAGACCUGUGCGAAGAUGACGAUGCCGCCAUCGUUUUUUUAGCCCAACAGGGCAAUGUUUCCGGGGUCACUGGUUGCGGGGAUGUUGCUGGCAUGUGCUUCCUCAGCGAAGAGGUGCAAGGCGUCUGCUGCCAAACAUGUGCUGCAGCUAUGACGGAGUGCAACGACUAUAACGACGUACUCGCGACAUUAGAUCUAGGGCAUGACGAUUGCAGCGAAGUGGCUGGCUGGGGCUUGUGUGAUAUGAUUUCUAAAGUAUUCGGGGGAUUGUGUUGCGAAGCAUGCUCUUCGGAGGCCACGACAACGACCGACAAGGAGCUCUGCGCGGACGGCUGCUACAACGGGUGGCCGGGCGACGGCUACUGCGACAGCGUGUGCAACAAUUGGGAGUGCAAUUAUGACGGAGGCGACUGCGACGCCACGCCAGAGCCAGAGCCAGAGCCUGAGCCCGAGUGGUGGACAACGACCGACAAGACGUGUGCGAAGAUGACGAUGCCGCCAUCGUUUUUUUAG